Molecule: messenger RNA, 3205 nt
Organism: Varanus komodoensis (Komodo dragon)
Lineage: Eukaryota; Metazoa; Chordata; Lepidosauria; Squamata; Varanidae
Gene: PGM3
Product: phosphoglucomutase 3
Exons: 13
Coding region: 54-1688 (544 amino acids)
Biological process (GO): UDP-N-acetylglucosamine biosynthetic process; hemopoiesis; carbohydrate metabolic process
Molecular function (GO): phosphoacetylglucosamine mutase activity; magnesium ion binding
Source: RefSeq, a predicted model, not a curated record
GCCUACCCGAGCGAGCCACGUCCGCCGCAGGAGCGCCAGGGAGCGGUGCAGAAAUGGAUUUUGAAGCUGUUACAAAGUAUUCGAAACUUCAUGCCAAGCCUCCAGGACUUUCCCUUCAGUAUGGAACAGCUGGAUUUCGUACCAAGGCAGAAAACCUCAAUCACACGAUGUUUCGGAUGGGCUUGCUAGCCGUUUUGAGGUCGAAGCAGACAAAAUCCACCAUUGGUGUGAUGGUUACAGCCUCUCACAAUCCUGAAGGAGAUAAUGGUGUGAAGUUGAUUGAUCCAUUGGGUGAAAUGCUGGCACCAGCCUGGGAAGAACAUGCUAACCACUUGGCAAAUGCAGAAGAGCAAGAAUUACACCAUGUGCUGGCUGACAUCUGUCAGAAGGAAGCAGUUAACCUACAGGUUGAUGCUUUUAUUGUUGUUGGCCGAGACACCAGACCUAGCAGCAAGAAGCUUUCGCAGUCGGUCAUUGAUGGGGUGUCUGCCCUUGGAGGUCAAUACCAUGACUAUGGCUUAGUAACAACACCGCAGCUGCACUACAUGGUUUGCUGUCGAAACACUCAUGGUGACUAUGGGACUGCGACAGUGGAAGGCUACUAUCAGAAACUCUCCAAGGCUUUUGUGGAACUUAUAAAGCAGGCUACCAGCCAGCGGGACGGCCACAUGUGCCUGAAGGUGGACUGUGCCAAUGGCAUAGGGGCUCUGAAACUGAAAGAGAUGCAGCGCUUCCUUCCGCCGUGCUUUGUGAUGCACCUAGACAACGAUGGAGCAAAAGGCCAGCUCAAUCACCUGUGUGGUGCGGAUUUUGUGAAGGUCCAUCAAAAGCCUCCUGUGGGUCUAGAAAUGAAGCCUGGUGAGAGAUGCUGCUCCUUUGAUGGCGAUGCGGACCGAAUUGUUUAUUACCACACUGACGCUGCUGGCCAUUUUCAUCUUCUUGAUGGAGAUAAAAUAGCAACUCUGAUUAGCACUUUUCUUAAAGAACUUUUGGUCAAGGCUGGCCAAACCUUAACAUUUGCAGUUGUGCAAACAGCCUAUGCCAACGGGAGCUCUACACGUUACUUAGAAGAAACCAUGAAGGUUCCUGUCUACUGUGCCAAAACUGGAGUGAAGCACCUGCAUCAUAAGGCCCAGGAAUUUGACAUUGGUGUUUAUUUUGAAGCAAAUGGACAUGGCACAGUACUGUUUAGUAAAGCUGCAGAAAAGAAGAUUAGAUGCCAGGCUAAAGAGGAAAAAGACAUUGAAAAAAGAGAAGCUGCAAAGAUGCUUGAAAACACAAUUGACUUAAUAAAUCAGACUAUUGGUGAUGCUAUCUCGGAUAUGCUUGUGAUAGAAGUGAUCUUGGCUCUGAAGAACUUCACAAUAUCGCAGUGGGAUGCCAUGUACACAGAUCUUCCUAACCGGCAACUCAAAGUGAAGGUUGCUGACAGACGAGUUAUUGACACUACGGAUGCUGAAAGAAAGGCAGUGACACCCCUUGGGCUGCAGGAGGAAAUUGACAACCUCGUAAAGAAGUUUAAAUCAGCUCGGAGUUUUGUUCGUCCAUCUGGAACAGAAGAUGUCGUCAGAGUCUAUGCUGAAGCAGACACCCAGGAGAACACAGAUAAACUUGCACACGAAGUCAGCCUGGUUGUCUACCACUUAGCAGGGGGAGUUGGAGAACCACCCAAGCCUGUUGCUUCAUGAAGCACCAUUGUUCAAACUGGACAUAGCUCCUCUCCAUUUCUUUUUGCUAUUUCUUCAUCUUUGCCAAAUCAAAUUUUACUAGCUGAAACUCAUCAGUUUUUCAUCAAAGCUGCUUUAGAAGUGGAUUGCCACUGUCUCUUAAGUUGCACUAAAAGUCAGUACUGAAGUCUUAACUCUGAAUAAUUUUCAGAUACACACUGAUGAUUAAAUUGUGACAAGCACACUUUUUGGCAACAGCAGUGGCUUCUAUUUGAAAAAACUUUUUACUGCUUGUUCCUUGGAAGUGCUCAUCGGACCAUUGCUGUUUCCUGAUCUUGGGAAAACAGGGAUGUUCCUGUUCUUCUUAUGUUUGGAUUGUGUCCUCAGUUCUUUCUUUGGCACAUAAACACCUGAGCUACCAUCCACAGAAGGAGCUGGGCUUGCUUCAUUUGGUCAAGGACCACUUUUAUGCUGAGCAAGCAGUAGGGAGCUGCAUGUUCAGAAGGUUUGGCCAGGACCAAGUUUAGGUAAUCUUCACUGCAGCUUCUUUUUUUACUUGCUUAAUUUCUGCUGAAUUUCACUUUUAAUGUUAUAGCAUUUUUGUUUCCAACGGAUUCAUCUUUUAUUCAUUUAUUUCUAUUGUAUUUUAAUAUUCCACUCUCCAAAAUAGCUCCUAGUUGCCCAUUUGCAGUAGUGUCAUGAUGUAUCUUUGAUCAGAUUGGUAGGAUUUCCAACAUGUUUAUAUUCAGAAAAGGAAUCGGAAUCUUCUUAAGGAAGCUUAAGAAUCUUAUGAACUUAAGAGGGCGUCUUGUCUCUUUGUGGCAGCAGCAGGCAAUUUUAUGGCUGUCAAAGAGGGUACAGGCAACCCCGUGCCACAGGAGGCUAACCUAGCGUUCCUCUGUGCCAAAUAGCCUCGUGAGAGAGCACACACUGACCUAUUUCUCAGAGAGGGGGCACUUGGAGAUUCCAGCAAUACAGGUGGUGAGGUGGGCCAUUUUGCUUCAGAUUCAUGAGGAUUCCUUGAAGGAUGGCCAGCUGCAUCUCCUACUGCAUUGCUAGUGCUGAAGAGCCAUUUGCUGGACUCUUUUUGAUAAACUUGAGGCCCACUCAUCACUGCCAUCUGACAGUAGGUCAAGAUGAUGGCUUCUUUUUAUGGGGCCACAUACUACCUGAAAACACACCAUGACUGUGCCCAUCGCUCUUUCUUUCAUAAAAACACCUCUGCCCUGAAUUGAAUGGGUGCGAUUGCUCAGAGGUUCCUCUGCCCUUCCUCCCCCAUAGCAGUCUGAGGGAGAACAGGGAAUGUAUUGUAUCUGCUAUGUGACUUUUCACUGUAUCCAGAUGUGCAUCAGAGCAGGACAUAAACUUAUCACCCCUGUUAUUGGCUGAAUGUGUAGGGGGGGAGUGAGGAAAAAACAGAGCCCUUAAAACUGCUUGUGUGUAGCUUUGCUUGAAAGCCACUAAGUGCCAUGAUUCAUAUGCCUUGCUUCUAAUGAUCAAACCAGCACUAAUAUUAUAAUAAAUCUCAAUAUUUCUUA